Molecule: messenger RNA, 3373 nt
Organism: Sesamum indicum (sesame)
Lineage: Eukaryota; Viridiplantae; Streptophyta; Magnoliopsida; Lamiales; Pedaliaceae
Product: IAP-like protein 1
Cellular component (GO): nucleus
Molecular function (GO): zinc ion binding
Source: RefSeq, a predicted model, not a curated record
GAGAGAGAGAGAGAGAGAGCGAGAGAGCAGAAACUGAGAGGGUUAACACUUUUAGAGAGAGAAACAUUAAAAACGUUCAGAGAGGGCUAUAUAUAUACACACACACACACACUUCACAAACCACGUAAUUCUACACAUAGAGAGAGAGAGAGAACAAUGAAGGACGAAGCUAUAAGCUCCUCAGGAGACCCGUUGUUGCCCCCCAGAUCUCCGCCUCCGACCCACACUCCCGCUGCCAGUUCUGCUGGGGCAUCAUCUCCUGCUGUUCCCACCAAUGCUGGCAGCACAGACUGGUUUGGUCAAGGGCAAAGUUCGAAAGGAGGAUCCCUUUCUCGCAUUGGCUCACAGCCCAUGUAUACGUCAUUGAGCACUAGUGCUGGUGGUUCUGCUCUUGGAUCAUCACAGCCAUCCUGCAGACCGUGGGAAAGGGGUGAUUUACUGAGGCGUCUUUCAACAUUUAAACCUGCAAAUUGGUUUGGAAAGCCUAAGGCUGCAAGUUCAUUGGCAUGUGCUAGAAGAGGUUGGGUGAAUGUGGAUGUUGAUAAAGUUGAAUGCGAAUCUUGUGGCGCGAUUCUGAAGUUUGUUUCAUCGGCUACCUGGACUCCUUCUGAAGCUGAUGACGCUGGAGAAGACUUUGCCAAGAGACUUGAUGAGGGACACAAACUUACCUGUCCAUGGAUAGGAAACUGCUGUGCAGAAAGUCUGGUGCAGUUCCCACCUACUCCACCAUCGGCACUUAUUGGUGGUUAUAAGGAUAGGUGUGAUGGCCUUCUCCAGUUUCCAUCCCUCCCUGUUGUUGCUGCAUCUGCAAUUGAGCAAAUACGGAUUUCUAGGGGCCCAGAAAUAGAUCGUUUGCUCACGCAGUCUCAGUUUGCACGUGGUGAAUCUGGCAUUAAGCUGGAAAUUUUAUUAGGAACUGAGAACUCCAGAGAAGAUGUCUUCUUCAUAUACUCUCGUGCUCAGAAGAUGAUAAGCCUCUGUGGAUGGGAACCCAGGUGGCUUCCAAAUGUUCAGGAUUGUGAAGAGCAUUCUGCUCAAUCAGCUAGAAAUGGAUGCUCGAUUGGUCCUUCAAAAUAUCGUGGUCCUCCCCGUGAUCCCAGCCGUGGCAAGAAACAUUUGUCCUCCUCCACCAAAAAGGAUUGUGGCAUAAAUGAAGUUACAGGUACUAGCUCGAAAAGUGUGUCUAGAUCCCCACUGUUGGAUUGUAGCUUAUGUGGCGCGACAGUAAGAAUCUGGGACUUCCUAACCGUCUCACGUCCUGCUAGUUUUGUUCCUAGUGGCACUGAUGUUCCCGAAACUAGCAAGAAGGUACUGACACGUGGAAUAAGUGCAGCAAGUGGCAUCAGUGGGUGGGUUGCUGCAGAUGGUAUGGAGAAGGAGCAAUGUGAGGACCAUGAUGAAGCUGCAACUGGUGAAGGAAAGUCAUUGUCCAAUAUUGGGGUGGAUCUGAAUCUAACGAUAUCAGCUGGAUUGUCCUCUUCACGGUUGCAGGUGAAUGUUGUGUCUGAACAAUACCAAGAUGUUCAUAGAGGAAGAGAUGUACUGAUUCGGCAGCCUUCCAGCAGUGAGGUUGGUGAUCGUGCAGCUUCAUAUGAAUCACGGGGUCCUAGUUCCCGGAAGAGGAACUUAGAUGAAGGUGGAAGCACAGUCGAAGGAACUGUCAUCGACCGCGAUGGUGAUGAGGUUGAUGAUGGUGGACAGUACUCUGCUGGUCCUUCAAAACGUGCUCGUGACACAGGUGUUGAACCACAUCGGUCGCCAUAUAGAAAAUACUCUUCUGGGGCUGGUCCCAGCCGGUCAUUUGGUUUUGAUGUAGGAAAUGAUGGUUACAAAGAUGAUUUUGACCAGGGACAGGAACAACUAAUUGGUAAUCCAUCAACUAGGGAUUCAACACAUGUUUCCUCUGUUAUUGCAAUGGACACGAUUGGGCACAAUGCAGAAAAUGAUUCAAUGGAAAGCGUUGAGAACUAUCCUGGAGAUUUUGAUGACAUACAUUUGCCUUCUACAUCGACAAUCAAGUACACAGAUCCCAACGAGACAUCAGAACUGAACUACAGCAAUCAAGCACAGCAGAGUACUUGCCCAGCUGCUGCCAGAAGUGCCGGUGACAUGGGUGUUAGUAGUACAAAUGAAGAAGAAGUAGUAAACGCAGAUACUGCUACUGCACAUGGGAGGGACGGUCCCAGCUUUGGAAUUAGUGGAGGCAGUGUUGGUAUGGGUGCUAGCCAUGAAGCUGAAAUUCAUGGGACUGAUGCUUCUAUCUAUAGAACUGACAGCGUUGUGGGUGAUGUCGAACCUAUUGCCGAUGUAACUGAUAACCAAGGACAAACAGGUGAAUUUGCUCCAGAUCCAGGGUUAAUGGGUGAUUUUGUACCUGAAGAAAUCGAUAGAGAGGAUCCUCAUGGUGAUAGCCAAGAUUUGAUUUCUCGAUCUGUAGCAAGGGCAGAUAGUGGCUCGAAAAUUGUUGGUUCGACUAAGGCAGAAUCUGUUGAAAGUGGCGAGAAGACUAGCAACAUGCGGGCCACCUCCCGUGAGAAUAGUCCUCAUCCUUCUCUUUCUUGCAAUGCCAUUUUAUGUUCCGGCUUUGAAGCAUCAAAGGAAGAAGUUACUCAGGCUGCCAAAGAUCUGACGACUGAUGACUGUGGAUAUGUGGAAUCAGGCUAUCAAGUUGCAAAUGGGACAGGCCCUCCAAAUGGUGGAAGCAACUAUGAUGAGCCAGUUGAAUUUGAUCCAAUUAAGCAUCAUAAUCACUUCUGUCCUUGGGUGAAUGGAAAUGUUGCUGCAGCUGGCUGUAGUAGCAGUAGCGGCUCUGGUUCCAGUGCUGGUGCUGUUGCUCUUUGUGGUUGGCAGCUGACAUUAGAUGCUUUGGACGCUUUCCAAUCCCUAGGGCAGGUUCCCGUCCAAACAGUGGAGUCUGAAUCUGCGGCGUCCAUGUACAAGGAUGAUCAUCAUACUCCUGGUAGGAAGCUCCUGGCACGCCACUCUUUUAACAAAAGCCGUGGGAAGAACUGAACUGGAAACUUUGUUUAGAGAUGACCUACCUGUCCUCAAAGAUCAAGCUUAACAGCACCUUGUUAAGCCAACUACCUAGAAGUAAUUUGUUGCUUCUGUACUCGAACUACAUCGGAAUCCCAUUAGCUGUAAUAUUUGUCAAGAUACUAGAAGACCUCUGUUUUUCAGUUCCCAAGUGCUUAUUUUCUGUACCUUCUGAACCAGUCGCAAUAACGCCUCGGCGACCAAUGAGGCUUGUUUAGUCAUUAAUAGUAUCCAGUCGGGGACAUGUUUCUAUUUCAGAAUUUUUGUUGACUGUAAUGCUAAGAUUGCUUGUUUCACACCGUGUAUUGGAGCACAUGUUGAUCCAUUCUUCUCAGAA